AUGGAUUAUGGGAAGGAAAAUAAAGAGGCUGUGGGAAUUCAGCUGGGCAUGGAGCAGCUGGGCCAACAAGAUCCUGCUCUCUGCUCAAGACCUCUUCAGGUGAGCCCUGAGCCUGAGGGUGACCGCGAGGCCGAGCAGUGCCCCCAGCCCCAGGAAGGAGGAGGAUUGGAUGCUGACUCUUCCCAGGAGAUGGACAGGGUCACCAGGCACCUGGUCUUCCAGCUUCCACAGACCACGCACAGACACGACCACGCGCCCGCAGAUGGCGACGAUGACGUGUUUGGCUCCUCUCAGUAUGGCAGCCAGAAGGUAGAAAAUGGCUACGAGUGGAGAACGAGUCUGAAGUCGCCCUCAUAUUUCCUGGAUGGUGGAAAGGAUGUCUGGACCCCUUCCCCAGACAGGGAGUCCAGGCUGGAGGUGGUUCGGUCGGGAAGCCUGUAUGACCUGAGGGCUUACAGGGGUGAGAGGAAGCCAUCGAGGCUUUACGAGGAUGACGAGCAGGAACAGUACAGGAUCCUUCCACCAAACAUCUCACCUGAGAAAGCAAAGGAGCUGGAGGACAAGAGGAGGGAGGUGAUCCGGGGGCAGGUGGUGAGGAAGAGCUCCACCAUGGCCGAGAGGUGGAGCUCCAUGGAUGAGCUGAGCUCCAUAAACGUGGGCGCGGGUGGCCAGGGGGAAGGCAAGCACAAGGGCACCAGCACCUCCAGCUUCGCCAUUUACUUUGACAAGCCAUUCUCGGGGAGGGCAGCAACGCCUGUCGACCCUGAAAGCAUAGACAGGGAGCAGAUCAACUUCGCCGCCGCCCGGCAGCAGUUCCUGAUGCUGGAGAAGACCAACCCGGGCUCCCUGUUCAGCCCGGGGCAGCAGGCCAUGUCUCCGAAGCCAGAGGCGAUGACAAGAAUCUCUAGGCAAGAGUGGCAAAGUCCUGAGACCACCACAAAGGCUGAGAGAGGUUACGGCGACGCCGGUGUGCCCAGCCAGGGCAGGACAGACACAACCACUUACCAGGUGUACAACGUCUCCUACAGGACGCCCGUGAAGGCGGAGGUUUACGCUCAGGGAAGGGAUGAUGCUGGAAGGUUAUAUCCCCUGGGAAAAACAUCCAGCCUGACUAAAGCAUCGUCCAGAGACGACCUGGACUCUGGCUUGGGUGAAAUGUAUGCCGAGGGCAGUGCAGGCUACAUCAGCAAUGGAAGCGUGUCCAGUGAGGCCUUCAAUGGCCUUGUGGAUGUGAGGAACAGCAGCAGCAGCCCAGACAAGGAGCUGAAUGCCAGCAACGAGACACCCAUCGAGCGGGAAAUCCGCAGGGCACUGGAGAGGGAGGAGAACCUCUGGAAAGAGAGGGGCAUCCAGCGGCUGACCUCCAGCAGCGAGCUGGUGGAAAUCCAGACCAAGCCUCUGCUCUCCAUGCACGCGUCUCCUGUUCCGGGCAGGAAAGGGAAGGACAAAAGCCGUGCUUCCUUCUAUGUCCAGCGGGAAAUAGAGCAGGAAACCAAGCGUGAAGAGGAUCUGAAGAGGCAAGGGCGGCUGCUGGGGCUGUAUGACCGGGGGACGCAGCAGGAGCUGGACGAGCGCAAGAAGGUGUUUGAGCAGGAGGAAACCCCCCCGCCCAAGCCGGCCCCCGCGAGAAGGGCAGAGGAGCAGAGGAGCUGGAUCCACGAGGAGCAGUCCUCAAGCCACAGCUUCGGCCCCGCGGAGGACACGCGGGCUGGGAGAGCCCUUUCCACCCACACGGUGAACCUGACGCGCUCCCAGGCGGCCCAGCCCCGCUUCGUGCUGCCCGCUGGCGAGAGGGGCCGGGGGGAGCCCCUGGCGCACGAGCACGCUUCCGCCAGCGCCAGCAGAUGGGCACGUGAGGAAUCCCAGGGAGGAAGGCUUCCCGGCUCCACCCCGAGCCCGGCAGGAACGGGCGUCCUGCGCAAGGAGUACUUCUCCUUCCCCUUCUGGAAGCCCAGGUUCUCCUUCGUGGACGACAUGGGGACGCAAAGCCCGCUGAGGCGGGAGAAGGGGCCGGACGGGGAGGACGGCCGGGACGAGCAGUACACGCUGAGGACGUGGAAGCCCCAGACAUCGAUGCUGAUCGAGGAGGAGAUUCGGAGCGACCUGCAGCGGGAAGAGGAGCUGCAGGAGCAGCGCAGGCGGCGGCAGCUGAUCGAUGGCUCCUCCCUGGUCAGCAACGACGGCUUCUCCAAGGAGGGCUCCCGCUCGCGCCACAGCUCAGCCGCCUCAGGUGCCAGCGGCAGCUACUCCGUGUCCGGGUCCCCGGUGCCCAUCCCCGCUUCGCGCCAGGCGGGGGUCCUGGGCCUGGUGUCGUCCUUCACCCCGCUGCGAGUGGUGGCUCCCGCCCCGGACAGCACCGACGGCCUCAGCCCCGACUUGGCUCACUCCAGCCCCUUCGAGGAGAGGAGGAGGAGGAUGAAGGAAGAUGGCAAGUACGCAGGCAUCGAGCCCGUGGACAAAAUCAACACGGAGGUGGUGGAGAGCACGCGGGUGGGGCGGCACAAGAGCGCCAUGGCGCAGCGCUGGGAGGCCGGGCUCUACGUGCGGGACGAGGACUGAGCAGCGCAGGGCCCAAAGCGCCGCGAGCACCGCUCCGGGUGGCCGCGACAAGCAGAGACUCGUGCAUCGCAAAUUGCAUCCGUUUUUAAUAGAACAGAUGAUCCUUCCGAUAAAUUAAACGUGCUCGUUUGUUUCCCCCCCUUCCCUCUGAGGUGAAAUAAUAUUUCUUAUUUAAGGGGGUAAGAAUCAGAUCACUUUCUUUUAAUUUCUUCUGCGAGGAGACAGCUAGAUGAAGAGAAAUCAUACGGUAAUUUAACUUCUUUCUCAUUGCAAGCUGUGUCUCUUACCAAAAAAAAGUUUUAUUUCUGAGUGGUUUUAGGUUUUCAGGUGCUGCAGCCCCAGCUGGGAGGGAGCCCGGGCUGGUGCGUGCCGCUGGAUCAACACCGGGCUGGGAAAUCGAGGUUUCUGAUUAAGUCAGGCAAUCUGCUGAAGCGCAGUGAUAUCUAACAUGUAUUAAUGCUGUUUAUUUUGCUAAUUUAUUAAAGAGUCAUUACUCUCA
Molecule: messenger RNA, 3058 nt
Organism: Cygnus atratus (black swan)
Lineage: Eukaryota; Metazoa; Chordata; Aves; Anseriformes; Anatidae
Gene: MISP
Product: mitotic spindle positioning
Exons: 5
Coding region: 1-2559 (852 amino acids)
Source: RefSeq, a predicted model, not a curated record